This is a messenger RNA of Kalmanozyma brasiliensis GHG001, 3624 nucleotides long. Its product is annotated as DNA/RNA helicase, DEAD/DEAH box type, N-terminal. The record is from RefSeq and is a predicted model, not a curated record. The coding region runs from base 1 to 3624 and encodes 1207 amino acids. NCBI's taxonomy places the organism in Eukaryota, Fungi, Basidiomycota, Ustilaginomycetes, Ustilaginales. The transcript has a single exon. Gene Ontology annotation, molecular function: ATP binding; RNA binding; RNA helicase activity.
AUGUCAGUCUCGCCUUUCCUAACAGGCAACAGCAUUUGGUCCACCAACGCGCCUCAGACGUCGGCCGCCAACAACAAUCACAGCAGCCUCGAGGCUGCCUCGUCUGUCUCCAUAUCAGAGCGCACCGACACUUCGCGGAGCGGAGCCCACCCUUUGCCCAACAAACCCGGCGCACCUCCUCGCUCCAACUCUGCAAACUUGCCAAGGAGUAGUGGCAAUGUCGGCAACGAUGCCAACCGAUCUGUCGACUCUGCUUUCAGCAACCCCGGACUCCAACCCGGUGUCAUAGGAGCAGCGAGAGGUGGCAAUAGUGCUGGCAGCGCCGGCCACAAGCUACCAGAUGUCGCUCGCUCCAACAGUCUCGCCGCCUCGACUCUGAGCUUUCGCUCGGCCAACUCAGGGUCACCCCUGCCAGCAGGCUUUCAAGGUCAAAGCGGCGGCUCGCAGCCACUUCGAUCGCCUUCUUUCCAGCAAAAUAGAAUGGCCUUGCAUGAUCGCGGCAACAACGCCAGCAGCGAAACAGACUUUGGAACGCCUCGACUCCUCCUGGACGCGCAACAUACCUUCGACCAGAACGACCCGGCGGUGUCUUCUUCGUUCGGCCGUUCCUCCGGGUCCGGUCCCAACGCGCCUGCAGCCUCGAGCUCCGGUAAGACUCGACCCAGCUCGUGGAUGCACCCUUCCAGCUAUGACGUACCAGCCGACUCAAUGCCAGUGCUGGAUCGAGACGCCUCAAGCGCUGCGUUCGUACGACCAGCCAGCAGUCAGGGCAAUCAUACCACCUUUUCCCUCUCUCAAGCCAACUCGAAUCUACCAUCGAAGCGUGCAUCCUCGGCCCAAUUUAGCCAUGCCACCCUCGAUGCUUCCACCAAAAAUGCUUUCGAUACGGCAGGCUCGGCCAACGCCGGCUUUCUGGGUCACGCGAGCAAUCCGACAUCUCAUGGCAUCGCUUCAGGCUCGCUCGGACGCAACAGUCGCAUCGAUCGACCAGCAGCACUCGGCGGUGCAGCUCCAACACUGACAGUACCUUCCUACAUGAACUUGUCAGGCGGACUCCUCUCGCCGACUGCGGCGACGAUCGGAAGCGCAGUAUCUUCGACCGUGCACUCGCCCAUCGGAAGUCCCCUCACCGGAUCCGGCUUUCACAGUCCGUUGCCCAAUCGCUCCGUCUCGGCUGGACACAUCUUUGACAAGCCCAUGCCUUCUUCGGACGACGCAGCCCUCGAGUUUUCCGUCAUCAAAGACAUGCUCGAUCGGCUCAUCCGUGUAGAAAGUGGGAUGAAGGACUUCUCACGCCAAAUUUCGGGCAUCUCCCGAAACGUCUCGCUGCUGCUCGAACGCACAAAGGGUCUUCCGCCGUCGAGUCUCUCCAGUAGCAGCAGCGCCAACGCAGCUCAGACCGCCGCUGCGGUGGCCAAUGGCGGCUCAGCCGAGGACAUGCGUACUCUCAACGUCCAGGUCAAUGCUCUGGCCAGCAGCGUCUCGCAUCUGCUGACGCUGCAGAACAAUGGCAGCGCGGGCAUCAGCUCGACACCUGCGCUGACUGGACUUGGACUCGGACCGACGGGCGGAAUGCUGGGAACUCCGCAGCUUGGAGGGUUGGAUCGCGCUACGUCGCCGCGCGUGGGAAGUCACCCUAACGGUCAGUUUCCCACGGGUCCCAACGGCCCUUUCCCGCCCUCAAAUGCACUCAGCCCACGACCUUCGAUCUCAGGCAAUGGUCGAGGAUGGAGCGGCCCAAAUGUACGAGGUCAAGACCAAAGCGUCGACCGACGAUGGAAUGCACCAGGCCAGGUGGGAGCAAGCAACCGCAAGGAUGGCCUCGCUGGAGGUGUUGGCGCAGCUGACGCGGGCAAUCCGCCCACCCCCGGUCUCGACGAUGGCACAGCCGCGACAUCGACCGUCUUGCAGCCAGGAACCGGUCUCAUCCAGCCCAACGCCAUCAUCUCCAAAUGGGACCAUCUCAACCUACACCCAGACUUGCUGCGCUCGAUUCUCAAGUAUGGUCUAGGUCCACCCAAUAGGAUCCAGCAACGAGCCUUGCCCUUCCUUCUCCGAGGCAGCGAUAUCAUUGCCCAAGCGCCUCCGACGCAAGAGCGGAUCGCGUCGUACGUCAUUCCAGCGUUGCAGCUCGUGCUCAAUGUUCUCAAGGAGACAGGCGGACCCGGCCAGACUGCUUCCAACCGUGGUCCUGUCGCUCUCAUUGUGUCAACAACGGUGGACCAGGCCACGCAAGCUCAGCGCAUGGCAUUGGGUCUCGGCGCACCCCUGGGCAUCCGUGUUCACAUGGUGGUAGCCAGCAGCCUUGACGUGCAUCAAGAGGCCCAGUCGCUGGUCCAGGUCUGGCCGCACAUUGUCGUGGGAACGCCGCAAAAGAUGAGCGAGCUCUUCACCUACAUGACGAACAACGCUUCGUCUCUGCACAUCCAAGGCAGCGGGCCCGCAGCUGCUGCCAUCAAGCCGAGCGAGGUCCGACUUGUGGUGUUGGACGAAGUGGAUCAGCUCAUCGCGCGUAAUCUUGCCGACCAUGUGAGCACCAUGCUGCGGGUGCUACCCUUGCCUUCCGCUCCAGCAAAUGUUCUUGUCAACGCCAGAGGUGUCGGUGGCCUUAGCCCAGGUCUGCCGCAGAGCGCUGGCAACGCCGCAUUUUCGCCCUUCGAUCAGGGUCCUGAUAGCCUCGGCAAUUCUCCGCCCAGCUCGUCUACGAUGGACAGGCAAGUCGCGCUCUUCUCCAACACGGUGCCGCAAGACGUGCUCAACUUUGCACAGUCGAUCCAUCUGCGCGAGUCGGUGCGGGUGCUCGUGCGUCGUGAUGGCGCUGGUGUCGGUGGAGGCGGCAGCAACAUGUCGCAGGGUCCUUCAGGCGGUGCCUCCUUGACGGGAGGCAGCAAUAGUCCGAGCGCUGGCAUGCAAGCCUCGGCCAAUCAGCGCGAUGCAUCUCAGCCGGCCAACGCGCUCGGUGCCCACCCGAUGAACUCGAGCGUCAGCACAGCCAAAGAUCCCAUGCUCGCAGCACUCAAAGGUAUGCGCCAGUAUUACCUCUACGUGGCGGUCACCUCGAACGGCGGUGGCAUGGGUCCGACGAGUCCCAUUCCCGGCCUCUCGCACAACCCAGCUGGGGAGAUGAAGCUCGACCUGAUCUCCGACCUGCUGGAAGACAUUGGCUUUGGUCAAACCGUCAUCUACUGCGCCAACAUCGCCACCCAGGAAGCGCUCAUCUACAAGCUCUCUUCCAAAGGCAUCGAGGCCAUGGGCCUGAACCGCGAUAUGAACGCCUACACGCGCCAGCAGACGCUGGGCAAGUUCCGGUCGCCCUCUUCGCAGUUUGCGGGUGGCAGGACGCGAAAGGCGCUCGUGGUGUGCGAGAUCGCUGUGAACCCCAAGGAGGUACACCAGAUCCCGCUAAUCGUGUUCUAUGACAUGCCGAGAAGCGUGGAGGACUACAAGGACAAGAUCAGCUGCGCUGCUGCCGGGGCGAUGGCUAGACCGAGUGUCUGCGUCAAUGUCGUCACGGCGUCAGGGGGGCCAAGGGGCGACGUGGAGAUGCUGAGGACCAUCGAGUGCCACUUUGGGUGCAAGAUGGCCGAGCUGCCCAUGGACCCGAGGCAGAUCCUCAACUUUUAG